This is a messenger RNA of Cyclocybe aegerita, 879 nucleotides long. The record is from the annotation of a GenBank genome assembly. NCBI's taxonomy places the organism in Eukaryota, Fungi, Basidiomycota, Agaricomycetes, Agaricales, Hemipholiotaceae.
AUGAGACAUGCACUGCACUUGUCUUCAAGAUCGUCUAUUAUAUUAGAUACAUACUUCCUCGUAGAAGCCAUAGUAAGUUCUAACAAAGGACAAUUGAGCACGAAGCUCGUGGGAAUUGUCAAGAGUUACCUCUUGACUCCUACUACGAUGGCCAAGCGUCCUAGAUCCCCCUCCCAACCCCCUAGGCUCGAGAAUUACCUCUUUCUAGCGAAGAAACGUCGUCUCAAUGCUGCAGCUGACUCCAAAACCGCUGUCAGUGCCGGCGGCCCCACUGAACCCGGUCUCCCCACGUUCUCCAUCGCGUCCAGUUCCUCGGUGACCGUGACUGUCGUAGACGAUGCUCAAGUUGAUGUCUCCUCGUCGACUUCGCCGCCCCAGACAGAAGGCUGUGCACCGGGUGGUCCGUGCGCCACCUACAACUUCGAGGACUUAUUCAAGCCCAAUAACUUCGGUGUCGUCGCCUCGUACAUCGACGAUAUCCUGACCACAAAUGAGAGCGCAUAUUUAGUACCAGAGGGUACCCCUAUUGUCCAGCCUAAUCUCGCAAACGUCUACUAUCUCGAGGGUACCUACUUGACAGCAGUCCGCCGCCUGAAAGUGAAGUCCAGCGUCAAGAAUGCUGCUGCCCUCAAUUGCAUGCAGGCAUACUCUGCACGAAGUGCUGAAGAGCAGGCAUGGAAGAUGCAUGGAGGUCGCAACCAAUUCGUCGCAUUCUUGUGCAAAGGCAUGUUAGCCUGGGAGAAACAAAACCCGGGCAACGCAUUCAAAAUGCCAGUAUACUACAGAUCCGUCGUGAAAAGCCUACGAGAACGGCUAGUGAAGAGCAAAGAUGCAGGAAUAUCUUCCCAGUCACAAACUGCGAGAAGUUCUGAACAUUAA